Molecule: messenger RNA, 999 nt
Organism: Cuscuta epithymum
Lineage: Eukaryota; Viridiplantae; Streptophyta; Magnoliopsida; Solanales; Convolvulaceae
Source: the annotation of a GenBank genome assembly
UUGAACUGAAAGUUGAUAGACACAAUCUACUAUUCAUGAAAAACAUUUUCACAAAUUUCAUCAAAAAACUACACCGGCCUGAACCACUUCAAAUGGAGGCGGCAAGACAGGAGUUUUGGGGAAGCAGGCCAAUUGAAAGCGAGUAAAUUACAAGAUUAAUAUCCAAGGGUAAAUCUCCCUACAAUAACUCUUAGGAUUUGUUUUAUGUAUAUGCAUGAGAAUUUAAUUUGUUGAAUAAUGAUUGACUACAUAAUACGUACCGUAGCCAAUAAUCUAAUUAACAAAUAUUGGGAGGUCAAAAUUGGUCUAGUUAAUUACACUCCGCAUAUGUAUGGGGCCUCGGCAAAGAGGGCAUGUUUGGUUUCUCUUUCUCCUGACCCAUUGACGGAUGCAUUUGUUAUGAAAUCUAUGCGAACACGGCGUCAACGGAGUGAUCACGGCGCCCUUGCAAAACCCUUCCAAACACACGCUGCAUGUUUCGCCGCCGUCUUCCCCGUCAUAAACUUCUCCCGUCAAACCCAACUGCCCGAUAUCAACACCGCCUUCAUAAUCAUACGCCGCCUGAAGAGCCAGAACUAAACUGUUAUUCAAAUCGGGAAGCCACACCGUAAAGGGGGCUGGCCGCGGUGGUGGCCCCCGUUCUGCUUCCGCCGAUUCAUUGACGGCUUCUAACACCAUCGUUACCAGCAAUCCGAAACGGCCGUCUUGGCCGUCAAGUUUCUCGAGAGCGCCGGAAGCCGCCUGAGAGCCGAUGGGGUUGCCCCACCGACGGUCAACGCCGAAGAAGGAGGAUAGUAUGAGGGAAACCCUGUCUCCGAGUAAGGGCAAAUCGCGGAGAGGGUUGAAGGUGAACUCGUUCGGGUUGGAUUGGGUGAUCAUUCGGAUACUCAGUAUGCCCAGAGUUGGGUCCGUCACCGUGCUGAAGUCCAUGCUUCUAACCCUAACCUCGUUAUUCAUCUUGUAAAAAAGUUUAAGCACAUCGAUCGAGAUGUACGGAUU